GUAUGAUUCAGAGGAAGGAGGUGGUACUCUCAGUCCUAGGGGAGCUGCAGGAUGCCACAGAGAGCUCCGGCCUGGACGCCCUCACCAGGGUAGCACUGGAGGUCUACCAGGUCCUGACCCCCUUCAACCUGCCUUCCUCCCCCUACCGUGAGUUCCCUGACUGGGCAGGCAUCGACGGCGUGGCCCGUAGCCUGUACCCUGCAGAUGCUCCCGGAGGCCUCCUGCCUCUGGUCUGUAAGGGAGAGGGGAACUUGCUGUUUGAUGCAGCCAGCAUGCUGCUAGUGGGGACCGCUAGUCUCAGGCUGGAGCUACAGGUGAGGAAAGAUUGACAGUGUGUCAAUCAAAAGCAAAAUAUGAGUUUCAAUUACUUAUUUGUAUGUAUUUUGUGGAUUUGUUUGUAUUUUCUGGUUUGGCAAUGUCAUUUGUUUGUGGAUAAGAGCUACUAAGAAAUUAAUCUUUGUGUUUUGAAAAUGCAUUUUUUGUGUUAAAUGCAAAACGUACUUUUAAGUAUUUGUAUUUGACUAAAACGCCUGAACUCCCAUUCUCUCCAGGUGCGUACGGUGGUGGAGAUGCUGCUGUGGAAGAGAUACUACCUGGGUGGUAUGAUCGACUCUAAGGUGAUGCUGCAGGCAGCCAGGUUCAGCUUGUGUGCCGAGGAGUCAGAGGACAUGCUCAACCUCCCGCUCUCCGUCCUCGAGGCUAUCUUCGACGCCGACGUCAAAGCCUCCUGCUUCCCCGGCUCCUACGCCAACAUGUGGCACCUCUACGCCCUCUCCUCUGUCCUCCGGUGCAACAUCUACUCUGUCUACCCCAUGUACAACCUCAAGAUACGACCCUACUUCAACCGCCUGAUAAGACCGAGGUCCUACCCCAAAGAUGUGAACCCCGUCACCAUGCACAUCAUGUGGUCUGGAGAGCUGGAGGGAGGCUCCUCUAGCUCCAGGUUCAGACCCAGAGUCUUUGUAGCGUUAGUCCAGGCUAGUGACCUCCAGGUGGGCAGUCCUAACGACGAGCUGAGGGUCCCCCCGCUGAAGACCCUGGAGCUUCUCAACGGGGACUCUCACCUGUCCUAUUCCAGUCUGAAGGACAAGUACAACAUCACCAAGAGCACCUUCUACCGCUGGAGGCGGCAGACGCAGGAGCACCGCAAGAAGUCUGCUGCCAGGUACAACUUUUCGUACAGUUUCCUGUCUGUUGUAGAUACUGUCUGAUGAAAUCAUGGCACUCAGACACAUUCACACUUCUCUGUCUUGUAUUGUUUAUUUAGCUGUAUGUUUUAACCUUCUGUUGACAUUUUUAUUACUAUUAAUCUGAUCUCUUUCUGUGAAGGUACGAGGCCAAACACUUCCUCCAGGCGUGCUAUCUGGAAGGGAAGCUCAUCCCACUGCACCUGUUUAAAGAGUUAUUCCCUGAGAUCUCCAGGUCCACCUACUAUGCAUGGAAGCACGAGCUGAUCUCGUCCGGCGGUAGUUUCUCCACGUUGUCCGCGGGGGAGGUGAGUCCAGGGGACAGCACGGAGCAGGAGUCCUGGUCCUCCCCAGAGUCCAAGCCCGGGCAGGAGGAGGACCAUGAGGUAGAGCCAGACCCAGAGCGCCACGACAGCGUGGCCAGUCUGUUCGGCCUGAACUACAACAGUGAUAAGAUGGAUGGAGAACGGGCCCAGAGCAUGGCGCUGAUGCAGGAGGCCAAGAAGGUUCUUCAGAACUGCAUCGCUAUGAAUACAUCAUUCCCCUUCCGGAUCUUCAAGAGGAGCUUCCCUGGGAUCUCCAGGUCAGCUUAAAUGAUUUUACUGUUAUUUAGCUUAGCCUUUAAUACAUAUUUUAUUAAUACAUACAUUAUUAUUAGCCUUCAAUAAUAAUACUUUUUGUUUUUCUUCUUGAAUUCAUUGAUUUUUUUGCCUUCUGUUAGUUUUUUUUAUCUCCUUAAUUUUAUUGAUUUCCUGUAAAGUGUGUUGCAAUUUUAAAUGCACUUUUAACUAAAAUUUGAUUUGAUACAGGUCAACUUACUACAACUGGAGGAGAGAGGCCAUGCUAUUUAACCGUGGCUACAAGGUUGGGAGCAGAGAAAACAGCUUGGAUGCGGAUAAGAGUAGUCCCACCGGUGGUCUGUCCCCUAUCGUGGGGACUGAGAGCCAUGGUCACGCUGCCGCCGUCUUCCCCAGAGCGAAGAUCUGUAGAAACAACCAUAAAGGGUUCAGGAUGGUGUUCCUACGCAGGAAGAAGCUCAGAGAAGCUGCCAAGGUGAAGGUCUGGAGGUCAAAAUGGCCUCUGUCUAGGUUCAGAGUGAAGUACCCCUCCCUAUCCCUCUGUUUCUAUUGGCUGUGGCGAAACAGCGCCAGUCGAACCAGGAAGGAGGAAAUCACCACCCCGUCACUAGAGAUGGACAGGUCUGAGGUCAUUAUUAUGGAGAACAACAACAACGCAGUGAAAGGGAAUGGGAUGAUGAUGAUGAUGAUGGCAGAGCGUGAGAUAAAGACGAGGGCUCCAAUUCAGGACGUGUUCUCCUUUGAGGGGGACCCAACAGAGGAUCUGAGGGGCCCUGUCACCAUGGCCUCUGUGACAUCCCCCUUCGACGCCCCCCUCCCUCUACCGAGGUCCCCCCUGCUCCUCCCCCUCACCAACCCAACCAAGAUGUCCGCCGCCACCACCGCAACAGACGACCAGAUGUUUGUGAUGGAUCUGGUGGUCCUGGCCAACUUCAAGGCCAAGGCCAAACUGUUCCUCCAGCAACGCUUCGAGGAGAAGUCCUUCCCCACCUUCAAAGAGUUCAGGUCCUACUUCCCCCUGACUCCCCGAUCCACAUACUAUAUGUGGAAGAGGGCCCUGCAUCACGGAGUGCCACUGGUACAUGGC
Molecule: messenger RNA, 2852 nt
Organism: Coregonus sp. 'balchen'
Lineage: Eukaryota; Metazoa; Chordata; Actinopteri; Salmoniformes; Salmonidae
Source: the annotation of a GenBank genome assembly